Apiotrichum porosum is the source of this 2934-nucleotide messenger RNA. RefSeq lists its product as uncharacterized. Lineage: Eukaryota; Fungi; Basidiomycota; Tremellomycetes; Trichosporonales; Trichosporonaceae. Gene Ontology annotation, cellular component: beta-galactosidase complex. The record is from RefSeq and is a predicted model, not a curated record. Gene Ontology annotation, molecular function: beta-galactosidase activity; carbohydrate binding. The transcript has 2 exons. The coding region runs from base 1 to 2934 and encodes 977 amino acids. Gene Ontology annotation, biological process: lactose catabolic process.
AUGACUGUGUUCCACCCUGCCGAGUACGAGGACCCGCGUCCAUGGAGGGGCGCAGAGUCACCUCGAUCGUGGAAUGUGGACUCUGAUGCUGCCAAGCUGUCGCUCAACGGUGACUGGCGCUUCCACUUCUCCCCGUCUGUGAUUGUCGCCGGCGACGAGUCGUUUGUCGAGCCCAAGUUUGACGACCAAAAGUGGGACACGAUCCCCGUCCCCUCGCACUGGGUCCUCCAGGGCGACGGCAAGUACGGCCUGCCCGCGUACCAGAACAUCAACUAUCCCUUUGUUGUGGACCCUCCUCACGUUCCCGACGAGAACCCCACUGGCGACUACCGCGUGACGUUUGACCUUCCUGCUGGUUGGGACCUUGGCGACGGCAAAUCGCUGGUACGCUUUGAUGGCGUGGAGAGCUGGGCCAAGGUGUUUGUCAACGGCACCGAGCUUGGCUACUCCACCGGUAGUCGCCUUCCGGUCGAGUUUGACGCGACCUCGGUUCUCAAAUCAAAGGACAAUGUGCUCGCCGUCCGCGUUCACCAGUGGUCGGCCGCGACGUAUCUCGAGGACCAGGACCAGUGGUUCAUGCCAGGAAUUUUCCGCGAGGUGACCCUGCUACACCGUCCCAAGGACAGCGUGGUCGACUACUUUGUGCAUGUUUCAUACGAUGAAAAGGACGGCUCUGCUACCCUCAAGGUCGACUGCGAUCCCUCUGGCCGCGUAACUAUUCCCGAGCUCAGCAUCGACACAGCCACCGGUGCGGAGGUUAAGAUCCCCAAGGUCUCCCCCUGGACCGCUGAGACUCCGCGCCUGUACGAUGGAACUCUCACCACGGCCGGGGAGAAGGUUCCCCUGCGCGUUGGUUUCCGCAGCGUCCGCAUCGAGGACAGUCAGAUCAAGGUCAAUGGCCAGCGCGUCCUGUUCAAGGGAGUGAACCGCCACGAGUUCCAGCCCGAGUCUGGCCGCCUGGUCGACCGUGCAACCAUGCUCAAGGACGUGCUGUUGAUGAAGAGCCACAAUGUCAACGCCGUCCGUACCAGCCACUACCCUCCCCACCCUUACUUCCUGUCUCUCUGUGACGAGUAUGGCCUCUGGGUCAUUGACGAGUGUGAUCUCGAGACACACGGCUUCGACUUUGUUGGUUGGGAGGGGAACCCUGUAGACAGUGACGACGAGGGGUGGAUCUCUGCGCUCCUCAACCGCGUCGGGCGUAUGGUCGAGCGUGACAAGAACCAUCCAUCCAUCAUCAUCUGGUCCAUGGGUAACGAGGCCGGUGUGGGCAAGAACAUUGGCAAGAUGGCCGACUGGGUGCGCUCCCGCGACUCGUCCCGUCCCAUCCACUACGAGGGUGACCGCUCAUGCAAGUACACCGACAUGUACUCGCGCAUGUACGCUGUCCAGGCCGAGGUCGACCUCAUCGGUCAGCACAAGGAGGUGCCCCUUGACGACCCCGAGCUGGACGCCAAACGCCGCCAGCUCCCCUUCAUUCUCUGCGAGUAUGCCCAUGCCAUGGGAAACGGUCCCGGGGGUCUGUCCGAGUACCAGGAGCUCUUUGAAAAGUACCCUCGCUGCCAAGGAGGUUUCAUCUGGGAGUGGAUCGACCACGGCCUGCCUGCCAUUGCCGCAGACGGCACCAAGUAUUACAAGUACGGCGGUGACUUUGGCGAGCAGACUCACGACAGCAACUUUGUCUGCGACGGCCUCCUGUUCCCAGACCGUACGCCUACCCCUGGUCUGAUCGAGUUCAAAAAGGUCAUUGAGCCAGUCAAAAUCAGCUUUGAGGGCGGCAAGGUGUGGAUCCGGAACGGCCGCGACUUUGCAGACCUGUCCGAUCUGGCCUUCGCCUGGCGGGUGGAACAGAAUGGCAAGGUUAUCGACCAGGGACAGAUCGAGGUGCCCACCAUCGCCGCUGGUGAGACUGUAGCUGUCGAGCUCGGUGUCCCCACGAUCAACGGCCAUGGCGAGGCUUGGCUCCAGGUUUCGGCCAACCUCAAGGCCAAGACUGUGUGGGCCGACGAGGGCCACGAGCUUGCGUGGGCCCAGUUCCUCCUCUCUGACAAGAGCGAUGCCAUCAACGGUGUUACCGCUGGAGCUGUUCAGGUCGUCGAGGGAAGCAAGGGCUACACUGUCGGCGCCGGCACCUUUGACAGCAAGGGCCAGCUCGUCAAGUUUGGCGACCUUGACGUCUCCCUCGCUCGUGUGGACAUUUGGCGCGCAAUGACGGACAAUGAUGUCGGCCCGCACUGCACCCCGGGCACCUGGAACGGCAAAAACUGGCUCGCGGCCGGUCUCGACCGUGUCCUCUACCGCGUCAACUCUGCCGCCAUCGAGGGCGGUGCGCUUGUCGUCAAGACUGUAGCUGCUCCUGCCAUCUAUGGCCGCUCCCUCGAGGCCGUGUAUCGCUGGACCUCCCCCGACGGCGAGGCCCUCCGCCUCGACCUACACGUCACGCCGCGCGGGGACUGGAGCGCACUUGCGCUUCCCCGCCUCGGUGUGCGCUUUGGACUCCCCAAGGGGCUCUCGCGCGUCGAGUGGUUCGGUCUCGGUCCCGGAGAGGCUUAUGCCGACACGCACACGGCCGCCCGUGUGGGACAGUACGCGCUGUCAAUCGACGAGAUGCAGACGCCCUACGUCUACCCUCAGGAGAACGGUAGCCGUGCCGAGGUGCGUUGGGCCGAGGUGACGGAUGAGAGCGGCCAGGCGGGUCUCCGUGUCGAAGGACACCCCGACUUUGCUCUCACGGCCCGCCGCUGGACGUCAGAGGAGCUCCAUGCCGCCAAGCACACACCUGACCUUGUUGCCGGCGACAAUGUGUGGCUCAACGUCGACUAUGGCCUGAACGGCAUCGGCACCGGAAGCUGUGGACCUGGCGUGCUUCCCAAGUACCUCCUUGCUGCCAAGGAGACCGACUUUGGAUUCACCCUUCGUCCGUUCAAGAAGUAA